AUGUGCGGCCAUGUCAACGAAAGACGGGUGGGGAAAGAAGAGGAUACUUACCAUUCCAGGCCACUGAUAUUACUCGGCUCUUCUCACUUGGCCAAUCUGCUAGUGCCUGUCUCAGCCCUCCAUCCCCCUGCUCAAUGA
Messenger RNA from Brugia malayi, 138 nucleotides. RefSeq lists its product as uncharacterized. Lineage: Eukaryota; Metazoa; Nematoda; Chromadorea; Rhabditida; Onchocercidae. The record is from RefSeq and is a predicted model, not a curated record. The coding region runs from base 1 to 138 and encodes 45 amino acids. The transcript is spliced from 2 exons.